UUUCCGGCCGUUAGGCGGCUGCUUCCGGUUCGGUCCCGAGCGGCGUGUGCGGGCGAGGCGAGGCGAGGCCGGGCGAUGCGGCCGCUGACGGAGGAGGAGACGCGGGCGCUCUUCGAGAAGCUGGCCCGAUACGUGGGCGAGAACCUGCAGCUGCUGGUGGACCGGCCCGACGGCGCCUACUGCUUCCGCCUGCACAAGGACCGCGUCUAUUACCUCAGCGAGAGGAUCUUGAAGCUCGCCACAAAUAUUCCCCGGGAGAACCUGGUGGCACUGGGCACCUGCUUUGGCAAAUUCACCAAAACACAGAAGUUCCGGCUCCACAUCACUGCUCUGGAUUAUCUUGCUCCCUAUGCCAAGUACAAAGUGUGGGUAAAGCCUGGUGCAGAACAGUCCUUCCUUUAUGGAAACCACAUACUGAAGUCUGGCUUGGGGCGUAUUACGGAGAGCACAGCCCAGUACCAGGGAGUGGUGGUUUAUUCCAUGGCUGAUGUCCCACUGGGCUUUGGAGUGGCAGCCAAGUCCACUCAGGAGUGUCGGAAGGUGGAUCCCAUGGCCAUUGUUGUGUUUCAUCAAGCAGACAUUGGGGAGUACAUACGACAUGAGGAAACGCUGACUUAAAUGAAGGGGCAGGAGGCUUUGAGGACUUUUUGCCUGGGAUGGAAACCAGAGGAACUGACCCAAGUUGCCAACCAAUAUUUCCCCCUUUCCCUGCCUACCUUGGCUGUCGUGAUUGUGCAGUGUCUGUGAUGGGGGAAAAUAGAUUGCAGAUAGACCUGUAUGGUGUUAAUGCACGAGAUGGUACAAUGAAAACUAUGUCUGUCUAGGCAAGCGAGUUGCUGCCACUCUAACUUUUACACAGUAAAACUCUGUUUUAUA
This is a messenger RNA of Eublepharis macularius, 876 nucleotides long. RefSeq names its product nucleolar pre-rRNA processing protein NIP7 (gene NIP7). Gene Ontology annotation, molecular function: RNA binding. Gene Ontology annotation, cellular component: nucleus; preribosome, large subunit precursor; nucleolus. The record is from RefSeq and is a predicted model, not a curated record. The transcript has 5 exons. NCBI's taxonomy places the organism in Eukaryota, Metazoa, Chordata, Lepidosauria, Squamata, Eublepharidae. Bases 76 to 618 code for a protein of 180 amino acids. Gene Ontology annotation, biological process: ribosomal large subunit biogenesis; ribosome assembly.